Messenger RNA from Homarus americanus (American lobster), 4867 nucleotides. It is a transcript of the gene Ranbp21, whose product is annotated as exportin-5-like. The coding region runs from base 476 to 4117 and encodes 1213 amino acids. The record is from RefSeq and is a predicted model, not a curated record. Gene Ontology annotation, molecular function: small GTPase binding; RNA binding; nuclear export signal receptor activity. Gene Ontology annotation, cellular component: nucleus; RNA nuclear export complex; cytoplasm. The transcript is spliced from 17 exons. Gene Ontology annotation, biological process: protein export from nucleus; RNA export from nucleus. Lineage: Eukaryota; Metazoa; Arthropoda; Malacostraca; Decapoda; Nephropidae.
AACCCUAAAGCAUGUUAGGUAAGUGUGCGGUCAACUAGGUAUUUAGGUUAGGUUAGGUUAAGAUAUAUUUGUAAACCGCAUGCUAUAGUAGCACCAUUUACCAUUGUAUGAAAAAAAUGCACUAUGUGACGGUACAUGCAGUAUCAAUCUAGACUAUAAUGAUUUUACUGAAUCCCAAAUAAAUUUAUCUAUCUGGGUUGAAAAGAUUUGGAUUGGUUGGUUCAUUUAAAAAAAGAGCAGAUAUUUCUGCUUUACUUAGUCCUCUUUGCCACUUAUUGGGAUGGGUCAUGUCUCUCCUGUUCACUGUUGGGAAGUGUUGGGCAUAUACUGGCUCAUUGUAUCUGUACCUGUCAAUGUUGGCCAAGUCUGGUCUUGGAUGAGCUCUCACUCUGUGCUAUCAUAACAAUAUAUUGUCUUUUGGUCUGUUUUGCAGAUUGUAUGGGGUGUGGUAGUUGUUUGGCGGCAGUAAGGCAGGAUGGAGGUUCCCCCGCAGGUGAUAGAUGUGGCAGGUCAACUAGCUCAGGCUGUCAACACCACCCUAGAUCCUAAAGUCACACAUGCUGUCAGGCUUGCAUCAUAUAAUCUCCUAGAGAAGGUAAAGGAGGAGAGCGAGUUGGCUGUGGGAUGUGGCUUUCACCUCGCUCACCGUGACAAAGAGCCAGUGGUUCGCCAUUUGGGACUACAGUUGCUUGAACAUGUUAUAAAGUAUAAGUGGAAUGAUCUAUCCGUCCAGCAAAAAGUUUACAUUAAGGAGAGUACAAUGCAGUUGGUAGCUGAAGGGACAUUAGAUCUACUCUCUGAACACCUUUAUGUUAAGGAUAAGGUGUCCCGACUUGUUGUGGAGAUGAUGAAGCGUGAAUGGCCUCAGCAGUGGCCUGGCCUCCUUGAAGAACUACAUUUACUUUCUAAACGUGGACCCACUCAAACGGAAUUAGUAUUGUUUGUUUUCUUGCGAAUUGCUGAAGAUGUGGCUACAUUGCAGAACCUAGAAUCCAACCAACGGCGACGUGAUCUUUAUCAGGCAAUGACGGCUAAUAUGGAAAGUAUGUUUGGGUUCUUCCUUUCUCUGUUGGAAGAGAAUUUUACGCAAUAUGAAACCAAAAUUAACCAACAAGAUUCUCAGACUGCACAUCAACAUUGCCGAGUUAUGCAGGUGGUGCUGAUGACAUUGACUGUGUAUGUUGAGUGGGUGUCAAUGCAGUACAUCUUCUCAGAGAAUGGUAAACUCUUACAGUCUCUGUGUUUCUUACUCAGCCAGGAUAAUCUCAAAAUGGAAGCCGCAGAGUGCCUUUUGCAGAUUGUGAGUCGCAAAGGCAAACCUGAUGAGCGACGUCCUUUGUUGCUAUUAUUUGGAGAAGAACUCAUGUCAGCUGUGUUUAAUGCAGCUGAUCAGGCAGUGAUGGGUACUCUUAGUGAACACAACUAUAGAUUUCUUAAAACACUCACACAGGUGCUGACUGCCCUUGGUUCCCAACUGUGUGCACUGUGGGGUAAAGAGGCUGGUGUAAAUGAGCCCCCAAACUUCCGUGUAUAUUUAGAUGCAAUGUUGGCCUUCACCCGUCACCCAAGUCUCCACAUCUACAACUUUACUAAUGGCCUUUGGGGGCAGUUAUUCCGUCAUGAGUAUGUUCCAAAGAGUGAAACACUGCAAGCUAUAUUACCAUCUUUGAUAACAAUUGUGUCUCGGAAGGUGAUGAAGCAUGGAUAUCCCUCCAAGAAUGAUUCAGAGAGCUGUCAGUAUUCACGUCUUGACUUUGAUAGUGACGAGGAAUAUUCACACUUUUUUUAUAAGGUACGUGCUGAGACCCUAGAUAUCAUUAAGUCUGCCUCGCUACUGGCACCGGAGACCAUGUACGCGUAUGUAGAAGAGUGGCUCAUACGUCACGUUAAGAAGGCCAUUGACACCGGCAGCUGCUCAGAAAAACAGCUUUGUAAUCUCUUCUCACCAUCAUACCUGGAAUGGGAUGCAUUAUCUCAGGUAGUGGAGAGUGUAAUGAGUCGCGUGAUGCAGAGUAAUGGAUGCAAACCCACAGCAGAAAGUGGCCUACAGCUGUUGCGCCUCUGUUUAUCCUACGAAACAACUGAUCCACUCAUACUUUCCACCUUGCUUUCCUGUAUCUCAGGUCUAUUUGUUUUCAUAAGGCUUGUACCCACUGUACUGCCAGAUGUUCUAAAUAAGAUCUUCUCUGCCUUAACUUUCUCUUUGCCUGGACAAACCAAAGAUUCGCGAAGUAGAGCAGUGAAAAAUGUACGGCGCCAUGGAUGCUCCCUAAUGGUAAAGAUUGCUCGUGGCUACCCAGACAUACUUCUUGAAGCAUUUGACUUUAUCAAUGGUGUUGUAGAUAGUUUGAGUCACAAUCCACUAGAACUUUCACAGAUGGAAAAAGUGACUUUAUAUGAAGCUCUUAUGAUAAUUAACAAUCACUUUUAUAAUUUUGAUAAACAAAGUUGUUUUAUUAGCAAAGUUUUGAGUCAUGUGUCUGUGAUCUGGAUUGACAUGAAGCAGCCAUUUAGCUCCCCAUUAGAUUUCAUGUCAUUUGUAGGCCUGGAUAAGGCUCCAGUAGAGCCCAGUGAGAAUGAUGUUAAUGGCCAAAACAGAGCUCAAAUAAUAUACUGUGUUAAUUUAACUUUAGCUGUGAUAAAGCGAUCAGAGUUUCCCUCGGACACUGAUAAGGCAGAACAUGGGGGAUUUGUCCUGGAACGCACAGAAAAUGGAUUGAUAGUGUGUCGUAAUCCUGCCACACCCCAUGUGAUGCCCCUCUUCCACCAACUGUUUUGUCUUUUACGACUCUUCAAUAGUCUUUGGCACACUGAAGCAUUGGCCAGUGUUUCACCAGGGUAUGCCAAGGCCCAUAACCUUCCAGAAACUGAGAAGAACAAUAUAUUAGGACUUGCGACUUCAAAUGUUGCGGAUCCCUGUAUUGACUCUCCCAAGGUUCAGCAGCCUCUAGAGCGAAUGCAGUUUUUCCUCUCCAUGAUGCAUGACAAUUGCUAUCACAUCUUGGGCAAUGCAGGAGUGUCCCUAGGAUUGCAGUUUUACCAGCAUCCGCACCUAUCCGAUUACCUGAUACAUUCUUCCUUGGCAAACUUGCAUCUCAUCCCUGAUUACCGUCUACGACCCAUCAUCCGCACCUUCCUCAAGCCAUUCGUCCAGUGGUGUCCUCCUCAGUGCUACCAGGCAGUGUUGCUUCCCAUCCUCAAUCAUCUCUGCCCUUACAUGUUGGAAAGAUUAAGCACCCGAUGGGGCCACCUGACGAGCUUAAUAGAAAGUGGUUCUUAUGAGGAGGAAAACACAGACACUCAGGAGAUGUUAGAAGACCUGCUCAUUCGUAUGUUAACUCGGGAAUAUGUUGAUUUAUUAAAAGUUGUGUUAAUAGGAGGUCCCCGUGGAGGAUGGCAGGACAAUGCUGAUGGUAUGGAGGCAGAAAUGGAGGUGCCUAUGCCUACUGUUACAUCUGCUCAGGAGACUUUAUCUGAAUUAGGUCAACUAGUUUUAGGAUGUGAUACCAUCUGCCAAGCCAUAGUAACCACUCUUCUCAAAGUGUUGUGGUGGCAGGACAGUGGGGCUUGCUUGAAAUCUGUAGGAGUGGUGGGUCAGGUUCUACGUUGGCUUGUUGGGGAGGGCCAACACUUGAGUCCUGAGGCUGUGAGACAAGUGAUGCUUGCAGUGUUACAGGGGCUUAACACACAUGGUCAGCAUGAUGCUAACCAGAGUGCUCUUCUCUCACUUGGAUUGGCCACAUAUGAGAUGUUUAGACCUCAUUUUCCCAACAUCAGAGAGGUACUACUAGGACUCCCAGGUGUGUCAGCUGAUGAUGUCCAGCGUUUUGAAGAGAAGCUGCAGAGUCCUUCACAAAAUCCUAAUGUGAAGAACAGCAAAGUGGAGAAAAUCAAGAAGGAUGUGUUUAAGAAGUUGGUGAUUGAGAUUGUGGGUCGUAGUGUUGGACAGGCUUUCAAGAAGGAAGUCCAUAUGAAUGAUCUACCACCUAUGUUCAAAAACCCUCGUCCCAAACAACCUCGUGUUGAUGAUACUGAUACAGACAUUGGAUUGUGCUCUUUGUUUGGACCUGACUCUGGAGAUUCUAAUGGACAUCAGGUUGUUCCUACAUCAUUUUAAUGAUAUCUAUUUUUUAAUAAGCUGAAUAUGGAACUAAUGAAAGUAGUCAUGAUUUUGGAUUAUUCCCAUAUCAGAGGGCAUGGUGUCCUAACCACUCAAGUUCUAAGCCUGGCAAUGGUAUUGUGAUAGAUUAUAUUGGAGGUCAUUAUGAAAAUAAGUCCUCACAUUUUUAUGUGAAUUUUGGUGUAAUGUAUUAACGUAAAUAAAGGCUGAAGGGAACUACCUUAAUUUUAUAGUAAGUUAAAUUAACAUGCAGAAUUUUCAGCUAGAUGGCUUGCGUGAUGUUGGCUGUCUGAAACUAAAUCAGGUGGACUUGCGAAUCAAGUCAAGAAACAGAUUUACAUUAGCCAUGCCAAAGUAGUAUCUUGUUGCAUUUAUAUAUUUAUGAAUAAUACAGUACAAAUUUAAGUGAAUAAAUGAGGAAUUACAAAUUCCAGUGAUAUUAUUAUUCAAUUAAUUUUACAACAGCCAAUUUUGUCUUAUAAUUUUUUGUUGAAAUCUUAAUGAGAAUUGAUGUUGUAUCAUAGUGAAAACAUAAGUAUUUAAAGAUGUAACACUUUUUUUAUAUGUUGUAAUCUAAUGAUUGACCCUACCAGUAAUUAUGAAGUACCUGUACUACUGUACAUUAAAUUUCAGAAGAUGAUAAAAGGUAUUGAGCAAAAUCACAACUAUUUGUAACACUUGAGUCAGAUUGAAAUGAAAAAUAUCCACAGAUUUGUACAAAUAUAUUUUGCAUGAAUGCAUCAAAUU